This is a messenger RNA of Linum trigynum, 3673 nucleotides long. The record is from the annotation of a GenBank genome assembly. NCBI's taxonomy places the organism in Eukaryota, Viridiplantae, Streptophyta, Magnoliopsida, Malpighiales, Linaceae.
AGUUUCCUUACGAAAAAAAACUAUGAUCAUAUACUGAUAUACUGAAUCAAAAUAUCAAUAGGAACUAAUGAUCCCAAAUAUAAGGAUGGAGGGAAAAAAAACUUGUUGAAGCAAUCAAAGAGUAUGGUGUGCAUUAGUCAAUUCCGUCCAUAAUUCGAUUUUUUUGAGAUAGGAUCGGACAAGAAAACAAAGGGAAAAUAUGGAUUAGACCGGAUCAAAAGAAUAUUAGGUUUAUCUUGUUUGAUUCGAUCUAGUACAAAUUUAAUUUUGGUACAUUUUUCUUCAUAUUUCAAAUAAUUCAUAGGAUCAUAUACUGAUAUACCGAAUCAAAAUAUAUUUGAUCCCAUAUAAUUCGUUCGAAUCGGUCUGAUUUGAACUAGAUCUCAUUGCUCACCCCUAAUCAAAAGCCAACUCUUGCCGUAUGUUUCGGCUUUUGCUAUAAAUACCUCUUUUUUUUUUAUAGUGAAAAUAUAUGUUUGUAAGAUUAUUUUAUGAAGUUUUGUCAAGAACCCAAUUCAUGUGAGAUAGUAUCAGAUUCUUCAAUAAUGGAGAGGUUGUGCAAAAUUCCAACCUACGAAUUGGCUUAUAUUUGAGGGUGUAAAAUGUAAAUAGUAUAAUUUUCCAACAACUUAAAAUAUUUGAACCAACUGAGUCUCCCCUGUUUCAUUCCGAUUCGAUUGCUUGUGUGCUCUUGUCUGUCUAAUAUAAGUCGUAAUUGACUAUAAUUUUCAAGCAAGUUGCUUUAUCCAAAUAAGUCGUGAUUGACUAUAGUUUCCAUGCAAGUUGAUAUAUCCAAAUAAGUCGUAAUUGACUAUAAUUUCCAUGCAAGUUGAUACUCGUCAGCGUUAUAAUUCAACUGUUUCGAAUAUAUAUAUAUAAAUUCCAUUGUGGACACCUAGGGCUUUGACUUAACUGAUGAAACCGCCGCCAACUGUUUUGGCAAGUUGCUAGAUUCAGACGUGGGCAUAUAUAGGAAGUCAACCCUAUAGUGCCUGAAGAUGUGCUGUGCAAAAUGGCAGCUUAGAUUCAUUGGCUGCAGCUUCGAUCUAUUUCAACGCUAUUAUUUUUCAGGGAGCAUGCAUGCAUGCCACCAACUUCACAUGGCCUGAGCUAGAAUCUCGUUGACUUUCUAUUUUCACUACGGUGUGCUUUCGUUCGUAUACCGUUUACUAACACCCCCUUCAAACUCAAGCCAUUCAGAUAGGCUUGGAGUUUGGACAGACACAGGUCCGGACACCGUGUGCUUAACAGAAACAGAUGGGGUCAUCGGGAAUCGAACAGAAGACCUCACGGUCACAGAAGCCUCUGAUACCAUAUUAAGUACCAGUUGAUCCCAAUAACUCGAGUUGUUUAGAGAGGUUCAAUUGUGGAUCGUAUACCGUUUACUAACACAACACAGUAGAAUUUCCAAAACAAUGCUAUAUAUUGAUACACACCACCUCCAGGCGUUAUUCCGAGUCUGGUCUGCCGCCGCUGGUGAUCUGGUGGCUAGAGAUGAUUCUCUGUUCUGUGCCAAAUCGGUGUUCCCUCAGAACGAGGCGUUCGUCGUAAGGCUGCCGGUUCGAAGCCGGCAAUGCUCGCUCGCCGCUCGAGCGCUGUCGAUGCCGGCUACUACCAGAAGGUUUGUGUUCAAUGCAUCUGCAAUCGCGAGGCUGAAAAGGAGAAAUGCAAACCAAUAGGAGGUGUCAUUGUUACGUGGAUUUCCCGUAUUAGAACUUCCACGCAACGUGUCUCUCACGAAUCGAACUAACGAACUCAAGAAUGGCUUUAGAACGAAGAGAAAUAGACUUAGAACGAAGAGAAAUAUAGAGGAUCGAGGACUACUACUAAGCUAAUUCUGUUCCGAUAUUCUCAUAUUAUUAAACGAAAGACACAAUACAUAUUAUUAAUAGGCAUAAGAAGUCUCUACCUUUUUCUAUCUAGAACAUGAAACCUUUCCCACAAGAAAAAGAUAACCAAAUCCUAAACAUACUAGAAAACAAUCCCAAAUCCUACUAAGGCAAGUAAACAAUAAUAAUAUCCCAAAUAAUAUGAAAUGAAAAUUUUGUGUUUGGUAUUAAAAUGAACUCAUUUUUAAUAUAAUUCUAAAUUUUGAAUUCUAUGAAAUUAGAACUAGUUAUAGCAAUUCCGAAAAAGAUGAAAUUUUCAAAUUAAUUCCACAAGCAUUUUAGUAAUUAUUCUAGAAAGAUAUAAUUAUUAACUAAAUUACUUCUAGCAGCACCAGUAUACAGAUUAUGCAUGCCUAACCUCCUAUUUCCACCGGUAUGUUAACCUAAUAUAUAUAGUUUCUCCAAAACCCAACAUUUUGAGCAACUCCAAAUUCCAAUACGAUGGCUAAGCGGCAACCUACUAUUUGACUAUUGAACCAACUCUCCUUUUAUUUCCAAAUGGUUGGAUAGUAACUUUGUCACAUGGUUUUUUUAGAAGAUUCAUUUUUUAUGAAGAUUGGUUUUGCCAGAAAUUAAUAAGAGUGUAGUUGAAAACUUUAAUUUAAUACAAUUCUGAAUGUAUGCCAAACAUGGUUUUGGAAUUUAUUUUAUUUUAUUUCUAAAGUUUUAGAUAUGACAUUCCAAACACAAGAUGUAGAUAUGUGGUGUUCACUGUUCACCAUGAUUAGGGGUGGGUAAUGGUCUGGUUUGUACCGGACUGCACUAGAUCAAUGUUUGGACCGAACAUACCGAACUGAGUAUAGCACGGUCUGGUCCUUGAUCCCAUGAAAUUUAUAAUUACUGUUCGUCGCCACUUUGUGGAAAAUCAUUAGGUAUGAAUAUGUUAAAUACCUGUGACUCGAUUGGUGAACCAAAUUGACAUUUGGACUGGACCAAACCAUGCCAAAUGAGACCGAAUGCAAUAAUGGUCCAGUCGUUGGUCCUAAGACAUCUUUUACUAAUGGACCGCGUUUUCAUGAGUUUGGUCCGAUCUAGACUAAACUGAAUGUUGCACACCCCUCCAUGAUACACUUCCAUACAAAGUGGUAUAAUCUUAUGUACAUACCAAGUAGUACCGCAUGGUAUGGGUGGGUAAUAAAAGUCUCAUUUUUUUUUCAAAAUAUAUCAAAGUGGAUAUCAUUUUUAAAAACACAACUACUCUAAUUUUUCUGUGCAAUUUUCUUUUAAUUUUGACUUAAAACAAAAGAGAUGCAGUCCGUUAAAAUUUAUUGGGGAAAAUUAAUAGUCUUUUUCAUAUAUGAUUAAUAUAGAAUUAUACAUGGUUAUUAUGCGGAACCCACUCUCCAAUUUUGGCAACAAAAUAGAUUCUCCUAACCCGCCCAUAAGAAAAUCCACCCUCAAUAAUAUAUUAAAAAAAAAUUAACACCCCAAUUAAAUAUUUCCACCGGACUAUUUAUGGGGACAACUAAAACCAACUAAUUAAAUACAAAAACCACAUAAUGUAUUCUAUGGGAACGGCUACGGUGCUUAAUUGUACAAUAGUUAGCACCGUACUAAUCAAGGGAAAAACUACUACUAGUUUGAAUUAGUAGUGAUUUAGCUUAGAUGUUGUAUUGAUUUUAUAAUAAUCCGUAGUGAUUUUUGCUAGUUAUCACGGUGCUAACCCCUAUAAGGGUUAGCACCUAAUCCCAUCCCGUAUUCUAUGGAGACAAUUUAGUGUGUACUUGUCCCUAAUACGACUAAGAAAACUAUCUCUCAGGACAACAUAAAAAGGUCUUUCCCUA